Molecule: messenger RNA, 462 nt
Organism: Rhizophagus irregularis DAOM 181602=DAOM 197198
Lineage: Eukaryota; Fungi; Glomeromycota; Glomeromycetes; Glomerales; Glomeraceae
Source: RefSeq, a predicted model, not a curated record
AAAAUGAAAGCAAUAAAUAAAAUUAUUCGUGGUAUUAGUCACUUGCAUAAUAAAAAUAUAGUUCAUCGAGAUCUUCAUACAGGAAAUAUAUUAGCAACUGGUCAUCUUGUUUCUUUUGAUUUAUUUAUUUCAGAUUUUGGAUUAUGUGGAGAUAUUAAUGAUAUGAACGAAAAACAUAUGUGUGGAGUUAUGUCUUAUAUGGCUCCUGAAGUGUUGAGAGGAAAACCCUAUACUAAGGCGGCAGAUAUGUAUAGCUUCGGUAUGAUUAUGUAUUUUAUAGCAACUGGAAGGCAACCUUUUGCUGAUCAUAUACAUGAUAAAUGCCUAAUAUUAAAUAUAUGUAGAGGGAUGAGACCUAAAAUAGAAGAGUGGGAAGCACCAAAAGAAUAUAUUGACAUAAUGAAAAGUUGUUGGGAUUCAAAUCCAGACAAUAGGCCAAUUGCUUUUUUAAUAGCGCUUGAU